Molecule: messenger RNA, 8637 nt
Organism: Colletes gigas
Lineage: Eukaryota; Metazoa; Arthropoda; Insecta; Hymenoptera; Colletidae
Product: SLIT-ROBO Rho GTPase-activating protein 1-like
Exons: 15
Coding region: 2121-5702 (1193 amino acids)
Biological process (GO): signal transduction; negative regulation of cell migration
Cellular component (GO): cytoplasm
Molecular function (GO): protein binding
Source: RefSeq, a predicted model, not a curated record
UUGCCAUUUCUUCUCGCUUUCCUUUACGCGAUAUUUUUUCUUUUUUUUUUUUUUGUUGCCAAUAUGCUGGACGAAUGCACGGCCGGCACAUGUACCCGUUGAUACCGCGUCUAGUGCGGAUCGUAGAAAAAUAACUAACGCUGCCCGAUAAACCGGUUUCGCCGCAACGAAGCGGUGACCUCCUCGUGCUCGAGAAUGCUGUAAACUGUGACAAGUAUUCUUUGCUCGCGUUCAUAGAAAUUGUUGGUGCGUGGUUGGACGCGAACAACAUUCCCCAGCCAGUGGGGAUUUGCCAGAAAUCUAAGCAUUGCGUGAACCGCGAUGGACGAAGAAGAAAUCGACGGCGUGAAGUCGCCUAUCAAGAGGCUUGGCUCCACGCGGAAGCUGCUCGUCUUUAACAGAUGCAGGGGGUGGUGAGAGGAACCGGUGAACUGCGCCUUGGAUGCGAACGAGGGAGUGCAACAGAGAGGCAGGAAAGGUGGGGCAGAGGACGGUUAGAGCGAACACGCCGGGACGAGAAUCGGUACGGGACCGAGACGGACGAAUGAGAGAAAGGGGGAGAACCGUACGAAGCGAGAACGAAUGAAAAGGGAGGGAGAUCCCGGAGCGAGAACGUGGAUAGAAAGAGAGAGAAAAUCCGGUUGCCUGGCGACGAGCCAUCUAGUUCGAUCCCAGCCAGCCGACCGGCCACCCUCUCUGGCCGUAGGAGCAACGGGAGAAGGCGAACCGCCUCUCUGCCUUCGAUUUCCUUUCCUUGUCGUUCUUAAAUUUCCGAAACUGCCGCGCCUUUGUUUCCCCGACGUUCCUCUGCUCGGGGCCGCGGUCUUUUUAGCCCCCCUUGGUGGUUCCGUACCAACGGAAAAGUGUCGUCUCUACGCCGUUAACGUUUUUCUGCGCGAUGGGUUUCGGUUAGAGUCCCCGUUGCACGUUUCAAGGCCGGUGGGAGCUGGGGCUCGAGCGCGUUGCGUGCGGCGUGUGUGUGCGCCGAACACAGCGAGUAUAUCGCUUUCGAACAGUUUCGUUUUGCUGACGAGAACGAGAGUACCGGGGCCCUCGGAAGUGUUUCGCGCCGUGGAACCGGAGCCCGAAGGGAAGAAAACGCGAAGCAGGAAGAGGGAGACCCCCCGGCCCCAGGUGACAGAUAGAGAGGUACAGGAGACACAUGUGCGAACCGGCCACGGGGAGAGAUGAUUUCGAGACGAGACGUAAUUAAUGACCGUACGUGCGGCGACGAAAAUCUGGGAGAAAAAUGAAACCGGGGACCCGUGGGAAUACAGAAACGUAAUGGAAAUCGACGAAGUGCUCGGUGUGUUUCGAUGCUACGCCGCGAGCAGAUAAAUCGUUUCGUAUCGUUGCAAGAUGCUCGGCUUCUUCUGUUUUCUUCGGUGUUACGACGGUUGGAAUCGAUGUCGAUCGUACGUGCGCGUCUGAUCGAUUCACAGAUUGGUUGAAAGGGACUAGAUUGCCGGUGGUGAGUUCUGGAAGUAAACCCCGAAAAUUAAACCGAGAAAUCGUGGGCUCGCGAUACGAUCGAUUAAUCGAUAACUUGGCUAGCAGCUCGAUCGCGAGGUUCGUUCCAGUGGUCCGGGGAUAUUUUUAAGAGGAACAGAGGGACAGAAGGUGGCCCAUUGAAGGAGUUUGCCAACUAUAACGGAACUCCUGUCUCUUUUCAACCCUGUUUCGUCGUCCUUCCUUUUCCGUUGCUGUUCUCUCUCGUAUGUACGUUCGACCGAUCGACGCGAAUCGAGACCUACGCUUAGCCCGGCAACAUGUUCCAGUGCAUUAUUCAGCAGAGAAACGGAUGGAUUCAUCCUUAUAAUCCCGACACCAAGGACGUCUUUCCAGAUGCUAUCGAGUUUCGAGCGCAAGGAAGGUCAAAAAUCUCCACGAGUGAUUUUGGUGCGACGCUACGCCUCCAGAGAUCGGCAGAUUUCCUAACCUGGAAAUAACGCGACGCUGUUUGGUAACUCGAUACACAUAUACAGUGGGAACGCGCGUGUUUUUGUGCUACGACCGCGACAAUACACAUUUGGUUUACGGUGACGCGAGCAAAGUGAUCCGUGCACGAAGAUAAAACAGCAUCAUCGGGGAUCAGCGGAGCUGACAAAUAACGCAGAACAAUGUUCAAGCUCGCUGGACGCCAAGAAUGGGAAGCUUUGACGAAAGACAUACGGCUGCAGCUGAACGAACAGCUGAGAUGUCUCGAUGUCAGGAUGGAGGCACAAGUCGCCCUUGUGGCAGAACUUCAAGAUUUUUUUCGAAAGAGAGCCGAGUUGGAGCUCGAUUACAGCAAGUCCCUCGACAAGAUGGCCAGAAGCAUACAGCUGAGACACAAGGAACAAAAGCAAAAGCGAGAACACUGGCCUCUGUUCUCCAGUUACGCAUGCUGGCAGCAACUCAUCAACGAGACAAAAUCCUUAAGCAGAGACCACGCAGCUCUUUCGGAAGUCUACAGUACGCAUCUCGUGGGACGUCUCAAUCAGGUGAUGGAAGACGUACAACGGAUAUACAAGCGUUGCCGUGAAAUAGGCUACGAGACGCACGAGGAAAUCCUCCGAGUGCUGCACGAGCUCCACACAACGAUGAAGACGUACCAGGCUUACCAAGCAGAAUCGAGGCAAGCGGAAACUAAGCUUCGCGUGGCCGAACAGCAACGUAGCAAGCUCGAAGUGGCGAUCGCCCCGCCCGAGAAGCUUGCACGUAGCAAAAAGUACAAGCUCAUCGAAAAGGAAGUGAACAAGAGGAAGAGCAAGUAUCAGGAAGCGAAGCUGAAGGCGCUGAAAGCGAGAAAUGAAUACAUUUUGUGCCUGGAAGCAUCGAACACGACGAUACACAAAUACUUUGUGGACGAUUUAUCGGAUCUCAUUGAUUGUAUGGAUUUUGGUUUUCACAAUUGCAUCGCCAGGGCAUUGUUGAUGCAUUGCAGCGCAGAGGAAGGCAGGCAGCGUUCACUGCAGUCAGGUGCUGAACAAUUGACUGCAUGUGUCGGUGCACUAGACUCCAGGGCAGACAAACAGAGAUUUUUGGAGUCGUAUCAUUCUGCUUUCAUGAUUCCCAAAAAGUUCGAAUUCCAAGGGCAACGAGGGGACGAGACCCCAGAGCCCGAAUUGCAAAAAUUAUUACACACCGAGAUGGAACAACGACUGAUGCAACUGCAACAAAGAGUAACGUCUUUGAGGACAGAGUCCGAGGAAGUUUGGAAGACUUUAGAAACGGCAGAGGCUAGCCUGCUGGAAAUGCUAACCGCGAAGGAUUACGAUUGCUCCAGAUACUUUGGGGACAAUGCUGUGCCCACUUCGAGGCCUCCGGAAACAUUGCAAAUUAAACUCAGAGCCGACAGACAAGAGACCGAAGAAUUCUACCUCACCAAAUUCAGGGAAUACCUUCUCGGAACGUCAAGAAUAGCCAGACUAGACGCCAAACAAGAAUAUAUACGACAAAGCCUGUUGGACGGCUCCACUGCCAGCGCAAAUUCAUCGAUGUCGACGACGAAACAGAAGCAAGCACGCCGGAAACGGAUCGGCCGAUUGCAGAUGAACGGGCAGCCGAAAUUGUUUGGCGGCUCGUUGGAGGAAUACUUGGAGAGCACGAACCAGGAAAUACCGCUGAUCAUGAAGAGCUGCAUCAGAGUGAUAAAUUUGUACGGACUUCAUCAUCAAGGUAUCUUUCGAGUGUCUGGAUCGCAGGUGGAAAUAAACAACUUCCGUGAAUGGUUCGAGAGAGGGGAGGAUCCCUUAGCAGACGUCACGGACGCAUCGGAUAUUAACAGCGUCGCUGGUGUAUUGAAGCUUUAUUUGAGAGAACUUCGAGAGCCGCUUUUUCCUAUCAUCUACUUCGAGCAUCUAAUGGAACUGGCGCAAUUAGAAUCGAAACAGGAAUUCGUUAACAAGAUGAAAGAACUGAUAUCGAGUCUUCCAAGACCAGUCGUCAUUGUAAUGCGAUACCUUUUCGCCUUCCUCAAUCACCUUUCAGAAUUCUCGGACGAGAACAUGAUGGAUCCGUAUAACCUGGCGAUCUGCUUCGGUCCAACGUUGGUUCCUGUGCCCGAGGAUAAGGAUCAGGUCCAGUACCAAAACCAAGUGAACGAACUGAUCAAAAACAUCAUCACGUUCUGCGAGGAAAUAUUUCCGGAGGACAUUGGAGGUACUCAGUACGAAAAAUACAUUAGUAGAGAACCGGACGACGUAGACGUGGGCGACUCGCCGACAGAUCAGGUUCAGGAAGACAUGGACUCCGAGGUGUAUCCAUCCGAGGACGAAUCGGAAAACCUCGAAGCUACAGCGCAAUUCGAUUUCAAUGCAAGGUCCGAAAGAGAGUUAAGCUUCAAAAAGGGGGAUACCUUGACUCUGUACACGCAAGUCAGUAAUGACUGGUGGCGAGGUGCCUUGGCUGGCAGAGAGGGGCUUAUUCCCGAUAAAUAUAUUAUGAUCAAGAUAAAGGACGAGGAACGCGAAAAGGAGCUCCUGAAAUCGUCCAGCGAAGAAUCCAUGAGAAGAAGAACGUCCAGUUCCGCGGACAGUGUUCUCUCGAGCAACAAUUCACCGCUGAUGGGACCGUCCAGUAAUCCGGGUACCUGGUCUUCCGGUACCACGUCCGACGUGACUACGAAUAUAAUAGCAACAGACAAUAGCAGCAACAGCGGCGUUAUUCCAGCAACGGCGACUAGCGUACCUUGCAUCUCGUCCACGCAACCGAUCAUCAGUCGAGAGGAGUGCGGGCCCCGCGUGGCGAAAGCCUCGACGCCCGAGAUGGAGAAACGGAAGGACGCGAUGGCCAGCAACAACGCCGAGAACGAGAAAACGUCCAACUUCGGCGACUCGUCGGCGCAGCAACAGCAGUGCAACGAGGAUGCCGGCGAAGAAGCGGAACGCAUCUCGCUGAUGAGCUUGGAGGGCGGAUCGAAGCGCGGUACCAGCAGGAAACAGCACUGGAAGUCGCAGAGCAUGGGGGACACCAUGCAACAGACGACCAACACACUGCAGACGAACAACUCGCUGAACCAGGGCGACGAGCUCCAGGAACAGCCGACCUUCUCGGCCAAUCGCGAGCUGUGGCAGAGACGGGCGACCUCGCAGACCCAGCUGAACCCACCGGCGCCGCCGAAUCACAAGCUUUUCCGUAGCUCGCAGGAGUUCCGCGAGAUGCGCCAGAAGCACACGCCGGAUCUCGUGAUGGACCUGCCGCUGUCCGCUCAGGACGCUGGCAAGAAGUCCGCCUCGUCGAGCAGCCUGAGCAGCUCCGACGAGGAGACACCGAUUCAGCCCACCCGGGCGGAAGCAGCUACCUCGCCUACCGGCGGACCGGAAUCCCCCGACAUGAGCACGGCCGCCGAGCGGUUCGCCAAACAGAAUCAGUGCACGCUGAAAAAGAACACCAAGUCGAACCCCGAGGCGUCCAAGCUGAAGCGCAUGGAAACGGAGAACGAGCCUGAACAGGAAGAGGAGAUGGUCAGAUCGGCCAGCUCCAAUCAGAUAUCCGACUCGAUACCCAUAAGGUCGCCGCGUUCCACGCCCAAGAUAGUCGCGAAAUUCGCUGACAUGCACCUGACGGGCGGCAGCCAGGUAUCCUCGUUCAAGCCCCAGGUGAAGGUGAAGCCGACGAUCCUGAAGAAACCGGUGAUGCCCUUCCCGCAUCCGCACAUGAGCCCCGAACUCGCGAGGAAGAUCGAGAAGCAGGCACAGAGUGCCGAGCAGACGAAUUAAUUAUCGCUCCGGGUAGAUCUAGAGAGAGAGAGAGAGAGCUUCGUUUGACGAGGGACGGUUUACUUUCGGCGGCCCAUGCGUGUGUUAAUUACUGUAGGGAUGGAAGGGAAUUCGCUGACACAGAGCGCCGAGUAGACGAAUUAAUCGUCGCUCCAGGUGGUCGAGAGAACUUCGUUUAGCGAGGGACGUUUACUUUCGACGAUCCACGCGUGUUGGAACGAGAUGAACGUAGAGAUACACCGUCGAGAAACUCUGAUCGAACAGGUACUCCGCCCGAUUGCAGGGACUCGAAGCCGAAUUUACUCUUUUUCGCUUUGGACGGUCAUCGAGAAGCAAACGCAAAGCGCCGGGUAAACGAAUCAACCCUUUGACUGCGAACACAGCGCCUAUACUCGACUGUGUAUCCUCUUUUAAGUAGAACGUAAUAAUUUUUAUCGCGCUGUCCUGUGCAGUUUUUUUAAUCUCUAUGAUAAAGUAUCGAGUUUAAAGUUUACUGAAUUAUUUCGGUUCGUCUGUGUUCGUGAAGAUCGGUUUUUACACGGCUACGUUGUCCAUGGACUAUAUGUAUACGUUCAACGCGCGAAAAAGUUCACCGCGGUCAGGGGGUUGUUUAUUGCCCCUCCAGAUGGUCGAGAGAGCUUCGUUCAGCAAGAGACAUUUAUUUUCAGCGAUUUGUGCGUGUUCGAGCGAUGGUGAACGUAGAGAUUUACUACCGAGACACGCCCCCAUCGACCAGGUACUCCGCCCAAUUGCAAGGACUCGAAGCACGUUAGUUACUGUACCCGAAAUAAAAGGAAAGCCGAGCAGGCAGCGUCGUGCCUCGAUACAAGCAACGCGGCGUCACGCAUUUAACGAGGCACGACGCCGCCUAUGGGCCCGAGUUUAUUUUUUCUACGACUAUUUUCCAUUUUCGCAUAAUUUUUUUACCAAAUGAUCCGCGAAACGAUGUUUCUAGUCAUCGAGCGACGAUAGAGAAACGAUGAGAGAAAUGUGUGAGCGAGAUAAUACAUCGAAGAAUAAUAACAGUUUCGAGUUUAAAAUAAGUUGUUCGCCGAAUGAGAGAGAGAGAGAAUGAUACGAAUUUUGUACGUUGGACGAUACGUGUAAUUUAUUGCAAAAGGAUAUAUUUCUCCUCAACGUGUAUCAGUAUGAUGAUGUUUGCAACAGUCGUGUACGAUGUUCCUUUAAAAUGCACGCGAGUGAGUAUGAAUUAAAAAAAGAAACAAAAAAAAAGAGAAGCCUUUUUCCGGGAGUUCGUUUACUUAGGGGAAUGAGUGAAACGAUAAUCGAGAUGGCCGAAUCCCGAUUGUCGUUAGACAUUUCAUGUAACGCGCCCAUGGGCGUUUUAAUUAUUAAGAACUAUAUGAAAAUGAUGUUCGAUAUAUUCGAUAAUAAUAAGUGUACAAUAACGCACGUGUAUUUAACGGUUCGACGUCGUCUGUUUUAGGUCUGUACCAAUUAUUCUGCUAUGAAAUUCAACGAAAUAGGAAAAAGCGAUGUAUCGUGUCGACGUAUUCAUACCCUUUCCUACAAUCAGUGGUGGAACUUCGAUUCGCUUUGCGUUGCUUCCAAUCUUGUUGCAUUCUAAUACACACGUUCGAAGCGAUUCGAAAUAUCGUUCGAUGUUAACGAUCUCUUGAUGAUGCAUAAAAGCUGUACUCGUAGAAAAAAAUUGAUCCAAGAUUGAUAGAUAAAAAUGAUCCAAGUCGGUGAAGAUUGAAAACUAAAUAGUUGCUAAACGUUCGUUACAAAAAUAUAUUAACGAUCGCUACAUAUUUCGAGACUUUCUUUCAUAUCGAAUCGUAUGUUAACGAAAUUGCGUAAGCGAAUGCAUCGCGUAAGUAUGUAAGACAUCGAGUAUUUAUUUAUUAAAUAAAUAAAGCCCUCGAACCUUAUCGAUUAUCGAAAUUCUCAAGGGCUGUAAGAUUCUCAAUACUUCUAAAGCUUCGAAUCAGAUUCCAAGUAACCUCCCGCCAUUUUAUGGAUUCGAAGCGACUCGAAGCGUUCCAAAUCCCCCAAUCGCUACCUAUAACCAACUAAAACAUUGUACUCGUUUAUCGAAUAAUACGCAUACAAUAACCCGAUACUAAUGUGCAGGAAUUCUGCAAUUGUAUUUCGAAAAGUAAAACGCUCGAAAAAUAUCACGGCCCAAAGUAACGAGUUCGGUUAGAGCAGUGUUUCCCAACGUGGGGCAAUUUUUAAUAUUCCGAGUGCAAAUGGAAAACUAUAUUGCAUUCAGUUUCUUCUUUUAUCUGUUCCAAGUACCUAUUUGUAUUAGACUUGUUCGGAACUUGGUUGGCUGUUGCGUUUAGAGGGAGGUAUGAGAGGUUGGGAAACACUGGGAUAGACAAAACUAACGUAAUACUCUUUAUGGUUACUGAUCAAAUAUUAAAACGAAUAUUAUCGUAUUAUACCCACCGCAAUAAGAAUAUUAAAGCCAAUGGAUUGUCGCCUUUUCCAUUUGUAUCAUAUUUGUAGCAAGAGAGGGCAAAUUUCAUUCGCAAACAACGAAUAAAGAUUCUACAUUCGUUCGUAGACUUUUCCAUGCAGUUCCGUUCGCCUGGAUUAGAAAACAUUCGGUGAUAUAUACUGAUAUACAUGUACUGAUUCAUUAAUUUAAGAACGAAUUUAAAAUUUUUAUUCGUCAUUCCCGUGAAUAAAAUUUACCCAAAUCUAAUUUGUUCGAGGAAUACUCUAAACCUUGAUUUUUACGAUGCGUUCGUUUUUUUUUUUUAUCAAUUUCGCGAAAGUUGCGUUUUUACGAUAGUUUUCCUAUGCUUUAUACUGAAUUGUUAUUUUCAAGAGGAUUCGGUAUAAUUUCACGCGUAAUUUAAUCUCGUUGGAUUUUUACGUUGAUUUUUAAUGUUUCGACUGACGCAGGAGCCUAAUUUGACGAUUCUCCGUUACGAUUAACUGAUAUUCAAUAAAGAAACUU